CUCAUAUUUUUUUAAGUAUUUAAAUGUUUCUUCAAUAACAACAGCGACAGCAACAUUGCGCAAUCGCAAAACAAAUUGAGAAAUCAAUCAUGUCUUAAGCAUGAAUAAAAACUUUCAAUUUACAAAAAUUUUCUAAUCUUCUUAUUUUUCUUAAAUUACAGACUCAAAGACGAUGGAAUUCCGCGAGCCGCAGCUUUACAACGAUCCUCAAAAUCUUGACUGUAAUUAAUUUCUUGACUCAUGGAGCGCAAGCGAAACUCAAUCUUUGCGAUGUUGAGACUGGUCAAACAAACAUUAUAUUGGACAUGGAGGAGAGUCGUGGCGAUCUCAUUGGACAGCAGACGACGCCACCCGAAUUACCAAUUUUUGGAGAUGCCGAAAAAGAUAUCGCACUAGAGUUGGUGUUUCAAAAGAUCGAACCAGUCUUUUCUCUCAGUGGAAAAACGUUGAAACUUUUAAAGCCACUUGAUCGAGAUAAAGACAAUUUAAGUCACAUAAUAUUCCAGAUUUCUUGCACCGUGAUAUCUUCGCGUCGAAAUCGAAACAUUCCAAUUAUCGUUCGCGUUUCAGAUGUUAACGAUAACGCUCCAGUCUUCGUAAAUACUCCAUAUGAGGUGACGGUGCCGGAGUCAUCGCCAAUCGGCAGCACAAUUUUUCGAAACAUUCUAGCUCAAGAUAAAGAUGCUGGUGUCAAUGGUCUUGUGGAGUAUUUUCUUAUUGAUAGUUCAAAGAAACUUUUGCACUCGAACGACACGGCAAAUGUUGCUGAUGGCAAUGGAGUAUUUGCCAUUUCAUAUCCACAUCAGGGACAGGUGACUGUGGCUAAGGCGUUAGAUUAUGAACGAAUCCAAAGAUAUUAUUUAACAGUUGUUGCAUCGGAUCGUGCGAGAAACAGCAGUGAAAGGUUAUCAGCGACAACAGUUUUAACAGUCAACAUUGCCGACUCUGAUGAUCUUGAUCCAUCGUUUAUAUAUCGUGGUUGUGUCCUUGUUGAUGGCGCUUGCAUAAAUCCCGAAUAUACAGCGACAGUUCCGACUGGGACACUGCAAGGUGUUCUCAACAUUCACCCUGAAAGAAUUCAAGCUGUUGACUUAGAUCAAAUAAGCGCUCCAAUUCGAUAUUCGUUUGUGAGUGGCACUCCGAGUUCCUACAGUGAUUACUUUGAGAUUGACGAGCAAACUGGUAACGUUAAGCAAACAAAGCUCGUUGAUUCAUCUGUGACAGCUCGUCAAUUCGACAUUAUGGUGCAGGCAGAAGAAGUCUCCGAAGCUAAACGAUCAACAACAGCUAAACUUACGAUCAAUGUUAAACCAGUUGACUCUUUUCCUCCUGUGAUUCAUGCAUCAGCAAUCGAAGGUUUUGUUGAUGAAAAUUCAUUGAUUGGAACAAAAGUUUUGGAUGCAAAAGGAAAUCCAAUCAAGUUAACCACAACCGAUGCUGACAUUCCUGAAGAUGGUGAAUUACCAAGUUAUUCUUACGAACUUACAACGCCUUCAUUUGUCAUUUCAAAAGAUGGAAUUCUUCUCGUCAAUGAAGAAAAUCUUGAUCGAGAUCCACCAAAUCCAUCAAAACUUCGCUUUCAAAUUGUAGCAAGAGAAGUGAAAGGAAAUGCCGCAAGCUCGCCUAUGUCAGUGACUGUAAAUUUAAAUGACAUCAACGACAACAGUCCGAAGCUUGCUUUGAUUCAACCAGUUGAGAUAACAGCAGGCGAUGAAAAGCGAUUAAUUGCGAAAGCAAAUGCGACUGAUAACGACAGCGGUGAAAAUGCUGCCAUUAUUUAUUCGAUUCAUCAUGUUUCUAAUAACGGAUUAAAGAAAUUUACAAUCGACAAAAAAACCGGUGAGAUUCAUACAAAUGGAAAGCUUGUCGCUGGUGAACGUUACAGUAUCACAGUUCAAGCUUCCGACAUUGGAAAUUUAUAUUCGCAAGCGAUUGUUGAAGUGACAGUCAUUCCUGGACCUAACACGAAGCCACCGAAAUUCUUGAAAUCAGUUUAUGAAGUUCAAGUGAGUGAAGGUGCUGACAUCAACUCAACACUUGUUGUAGUUAAAGCUGAAGAUCCCGAAAGUGAUCCCAUUCAUUACGUCAUCAUGUCUGGAAAUGAUUUGAGACAAUUUGCAAUUGCACCCGACACUGGCGUCAUAAGUGUCAUCAGAAAACUUGAUCGUGAACAAAUCACUCGAUAUCAGUUGAUUGUCAAAGCAGAUGACAAUGGUGGAUUGUCAAGUUCCGCAACUGUCAAUGUCAAGGUCACUGAUAUCAAUGAUAACAAUCCAACAUUUGAUGAGUCGAUGAUGCCAUUUAAAUUCCUAGUUGAAGAAGGAAAACAAAAUGAAAUUGUUGGCAUUGUUCAUGCGCAUGAUCCCGAUGAAGGUGCAAAUGCUAACGUCACUUAUUCACUUCCGGAUGACAUUCCAUUCAUAAUUAAUGGAAAAAGUGGAAAAAUUAGGACGAAAGUCGCUCUCGAUUAUGAAACACAAAAAGAAUAUAAAUUUGUUGUGACUGCUAAAGAUGGUGCACCUGACACAAGAUUAGGAACAGCAACAGUUACAGUGGAAGUCAAAGACAUUCCUGAUGAACUGCCAAAAUUUUCAGAGACACAAAUCGAAGUUAAAGUUCCUGAAAAUGUUCCAGACAUGGUUGUGGCAACUGUUCAAGCGAAAGAUCCCGAUACAAAACCUGAAAUUACUUAUGUGUUUAAGAAUGGACCGUCAGACUUAUUCAAAAUCGAUCCAAAGACGGGUGUCAUUAAAACUGUCAAAGGACUUGAUUAUGAAGAAGAAAAAAUGUUGGAAAUGAUUGUUGGCACAUCUGAAAAUCCUGGUCGUGCACCUGGUGACGUAAUCAAAGUCAAAGUUCUCGUUGAAGAUCGCAACGACAUCCCACCAGUCUUUGUGUCGAUUCCUGAACCAGUCACUGUCAGUGAUGAUCAACACAUUGGCUCGAAAAUCGGUUCAAUGCCAGCUGUUGAUGGUGAUGGAACAGCACCAGGAAAUACGAUUCGUUAUGAAAUGGUUGGACGUGGAAAGGCUUUGAAGUACUUCCAAGUAGAUCCCGACAAUGGCGAUGUGUUGAUUCGUGACGAUUUGAAGAAGGAAGAAGACACUGAAUAUCAAGUUGACGUUCGAGCUUAUGACUUGGGUGAGCCACAACUCAGUUCUGUUGCUUCACUUCCUGUGUUUGUCAAGCACAUAUUGAGCGAUCCAGUCAAGGAUUCAAGUGAAGUCAAAGCUGAUUCAGCUGUCAUUAUGAGCCCAGAGUCUGUGGGUUUGGCAUUCAGUGACGAUACUUACACCACAAGCGUGCCAGAAACCACAGGCUUAAACGCAACACUCAAACUCAUUCAAAUCAUCAAUUCAAAGAAGGCAACAAAGAAUAAAGUCGGCUUCAAGUGCGAGAUCGUGAGUGGUAACGAGUGGAAUCUUUUUGCUACAAAUAUUGAUGAUCAUUCAUGUGGCUUGAUGCUGUUGAACUCAUUAGAUUACGAAAACACAUCGACACAUGACAUUGGCAUUAAAUUGACGUCAACAAAAUAUCUUGUCAAUCCACAGAAAAGUUUUUGUCAUGUAAAGAUCAUUGUGCAAGAUCAAAAUGACAAUGCGCCGAUAUUUAAGAUACCGAAAACAAAUCGUGGUCGGAAUGACACAUUUUAUGGCGUUGUCAACGUUGACACUGAUAUUGAUACUUCGGUUAUACAGAUUAAAGCAAAUGAUGCCGAUUCGGGGGUGUUUGGAACGAUAAAAUAUCGAAUUUAUGAUGACGAUGAAGUCAACUUUGUAUCAAAAGAUGAUGCACCGAGUUCUUAUUUUACAAUCGUUGAAGAUUCGGGAUUAAUUAAGACACAAAAAUCGUUGCAAAAAUUGCACAAAAGACCAGUGAAAUUUAUCGUCGAAGCGAGUGAUAACAAUGGAAGCGAAGUUGGUGUCAUAAAUCGAUCAAAAGCUCGUGUCGUUAUCAAUCUUAUCAGUGACAUCAAUCGAAUGUCUUUAGCAUUUGCUGAUUCAAGUCCAAAAGAAGUUCGUCGUCAUGCUCGUGCUUUAGAAGAACUUUUACUUGAAAAGUCAUCAAAUCUAAUGAUAGGAAUUGAAAAGUUUAGUAAUCGACGUUCACUCGUGUCAAAUGGAACUGUUAUUGAAACACCUGAUGCAACUGACGUUUGGUUUUACGCACUUGAUCCACAAACUGAAAUGAUUUUAGAUCGAAACAACUCAGAAAUUCUCGACACUUUUCUUCAACCUUCUGCACAAUCACAAAUUAAUCUUGAAGCGUCAAGCAUAGCGCGAGCAACUGCUCAAGGCAUCUUUGCUCCAAUUGAAUCGAAACAGCAAAUUCAUCGAGUUAAAGCCGCCGUUUUUCUUGAUGAAGAAAUCUUUCCUUAUGUUCUGAUUUUCAUUUCUGCCGUCAUUUUGAUACUUGGAACAUCGGGAAUCGUUUAUAUUUGCAUAUCAUGGUCACGAUAUAAGAACUUCAAACAACAAAUGCGCCAAUACUCAGCGCCAACAAAUCCACCUCGCUACGAUCCCGUCAUUAUUAACUCGCCAGUUAACAACGAUUCAUCGGCCGCUAGUUUAAAAGAGUACGAGACUCAAGUGCUUGGCAUGGCCGUGAACGAAGACCAAGAUGACAUGCAAAUCGACUACAGCGCAAAGAAUCAUGCAUUCAACCUUGACAACGUAAGUUACAUUACUCAUAAGGAAAAUGGUCAGCAAAGUCCAACAAACUCAGAAACGUCGACAGUCGUGAUCGGAACGCUACAACGAAAUAAUCGCAUUAAUUUAUUAAACAACAUGAACAAUAAGCAAAACACACUCAAUAAAACACUCGAAAUGAAUCGAAAUAAUUACGCAAACCCAUUGAGCAUUGACACAAAUUUCAAAGCGGGAUCAACACUUACACUUGGGAGAAUCAAAUCAGAACGCAAUCAAAUUAUAAACGGUUAUGGCGACACAUUAAAUCGAAAUAAUUUGACAAUGGCUCAAAACAACACGUUUAGUACAUUGGGUAGAAAUCGAUCGAAUCAGCACAACAAUUAUAUGAAUCAGUCAUCACGCAAUGACUUAGGCUUAGCUAAUAAUAAUAAUCACAAUACACUUAAUCGAAAUCAUCGCUAUCAUGCUGAUCUGCCAAUAACAAAUCCCAUUUUCAAAAGACACCAAAGCUCUGAAAUGCUCAACGUUUGUGAGUCAAACGAUAAUGUUUACUUUGGCGGUAAACGUGGCGGCGUCGAUUAUUCACAUUUGGGCUUUCCAUACAACAUUGAUCGGUCUGAACAAGAGACGACAACCGAGUUGUAACAGUUUUCAACUCUUAAAUGAUUUAAAUUAAACAACAAAAUAAUUAAAGUGACAAAAGCAAGAGUGAUAAAUAGAUUGUAGACUUAAUAUUAAUUAAUCUUUCACAAUUAAAAUUAGACGAAAUUAUUUUUCUUUUAAUGUUUUCAACUGAAAAUUGUUCACUUGCGUUGCAUGAUGCAAGUGGGCCGACAAGUCAUUAGCUUAAAUUUAAUUAUUAUAUUGAGUAAUUUACUGUAGUUUAGUAUUGUAAAAUAUUGACGAAUUAUAGGCAAAAUGCAAUAAUGUAUUUAAUUAGCAAUAAAACAAUAAAAGGCGCAGUUCAAAGUAAAUGUCAA
Molecule: messenger RNA, 5629 nt
Organism: Clunio marinus
Lineage: Eukaryota; Metazoa; Arthropoda; Insecta; Diptera; Chironomidae
Source: the annotation of a GenBank genome assembly